AAGUUGUUAGAUCAGUAUUCCAUCGGCUAUUAUAACCGGCUGUCGUCCGUAGUUUCGUUUAUCUCGUAUUGUUGUUUAGAGCAACAGACGAACGAUGAGGACGUUUGCUCUUUCAACAGCAUUCUGCAACACCAUGCAACUGUUGACGUUGUUGACGUUGUUGUUGUUUGCGGAAAGAUCGUCCAGCGAGGGUCAGAAGCUGUCGGCGAAACCAUUGAGUAUAUUAGCGUUUUUGCCUACCGAAGGUAAAAGUCAUUUCAUGGGAUUUAAGCCGUUACUUGAAACUCUCGUUUCCAGAGGUCAUAAUGUCACGCUUGUGGCACCAUUUGGGCUGGAUGGCGCCAAACGGCCGUAUCGUCACGUCAAAGUGGAGCAAACGUUAGGAGAUUUCGACAUGCUAAAAGUGGCGAAGUACGUGAACCUGGUGCCCACGCCAUUUCACUUGUGGUGGUUCGGGCCGCACAUCAGCGAGACAAGUCUGGACAAACCGUCUGUGGCCAACUUCAUCCGGAGCGACCGAUCGUCGUUUGACUUGGUGCUGUUCGAGAACUUCUACCACGAGUGUUUCGUGUCCAUCGGGCACAAAUACGGUGCCCCGGUGGUGCAGCUGCUGCCAUUCUCCGCCAACUCCAGGGUGUCGCAGUGGCACAGCAACCCUUACAACCCGGCCUACAUUCCGGACCUGACCAGUGCUUUCGGAUCGAACAUGACGUUCGCUCAGCGCACCAGCAACGCAGUGUCCGCGUUCUUCUACACCGCCGUCUCCCGGCUAGUGUACCUGCCCCGCCAGCGGGCCGUGGCCGACAAGCACUUUGUGUACCCGGGCCACGAGCGCCGUCCCGACCUCGUCGACAUGCUCCGGAACGUGUCGCUGACACUGGUCAACAGCCACCCGGUGCUCGGUUCAGCCGUGCCACUGGUACCCAGCUACGUGCACGUGGCUGGCAUGCACUGCGUGCCUGCCGGACCGUUGCCCGAAGACCUGAGACAAAUAAUGGAAAGUGCUAAAGAAGGUGUAGUAUACUUCAGUUUGGGAUCGGUGGUAAAAUCGUCCAAAAUGCCCAAGGAAACAGUUUCGCUAUUACUGUCGGAACUCUCGAAAAUCGAACAAACUGUCCUAUGGAAAUGGGAGGCUGAUGACAUACCUCAACUACCCAAGAACGUCGUCGUUCGAAAAUGGUUUCCCCAAAACGACAUCCUAGGUCAUAAAAACUGCAAGUUAUUCAUCACCCACGGCGGAGUACAGAGCACCACUGAGUCCAUCUACCACGGAGUGCCCAUGUUGGCCAUUCCCGUUUUUGGUGAUCAGCAGGGUAACUCACUGCGCGCUCAGUACCAAGGCAUAGCUAUACAAUUUCCGUACUUCGAAUUGACGCACGAGGCGUUUGGCAGUGCACUACACAAGCUCCUCAUUGAUCCGACGUACCGGGAAAAUGCCAAAAAAUCGUCGGCCAUGUUCAGAGACAACCCGCUACCACCGCUGGAAAAGGCUGUGUUUUGGGUCGAGUACGUUGCCAGGCACAACGGUGCGAAACACCUGCGGACUGCUGCCAACGACCUAUAUUGGUUCCAGUACAUGCUGUUGGACGUCCUGUUGCUGGUGUCGUUCGUGAUCGUAUUGAUGGCGUGGAUGACCAAAAAAAUGCUCGGCUGCGUGUUCGGCCGGUGUUGUCGCCGCGGCCGAAAUAUCGCCUCGCCGCCACCGGCGGGGAAAAAAACGCAGUGAUAAUAACAAACACCCCGAUCAUACAGUUGACUCUCGAAGUUCAAAGGAGGGGGGGCAAUAAAGGGUGAGAAAUCGAGUUGUUAAAAAUAUCGAGAUAUCAAAAACCGAUCAACCGUGUUAUAAUGGGGUUUGAAGGAUAUUAUUUUUAAUAUUCGAUGUAAUAUCGUUUCUACUGUAAAUUGUAUAACUAUUCGAUAUAUUUCGUCAAAAAUGUGAACGUCUUUUCAUUACAUAUUAUAUUAAUUCUACACUACAUUUACAUAAUGUUUUUACAAAUUAUAAUAGGUAUACAGUGUACACGAAUUGCGAUAACAAUAAUAUUAUACACCGUAAGGUUACAUACCUAAUUCCUAUAUACAAAAAUAAUUAAAUGCCAAGGUAAUAAAUACAUGUACGAUCUACCUA
This is a messenger RNA of Myzus persicae (green peach aphid), 2131 nucleotides long. Its product is annotated as UDP-glucuronosyltransferase 2C1-like. The coding region runs from base 95 to 1726 and encodes 543 amino acids. Gene Ontology annotation, molecular function: UDP-glycosyltransferase activity. The transcript has 6 exons. The record is from RefSeq and is a predicted model, not a curated record. Lineage: Eukaryota; Metazoa; Arthropoda; Insecta; Hemiptera; Aphididae.